AUGCUGAGUCUCAAAUUACCCAGGCUGCUGAGCAUCAACCAAGUGCCUAAGGGCUACCAGGAGCAGGGGAUCCUCUUUGGGUACCGCCCCCCCAGGAGCUCCGCUGCCGAUUGUCUCCUCAGCGUCUUCCAGAUGACCAACGAGACCCUCAACAUCUGGACUCACUUUGUGCCUGCCUGGUACUUUGUGUGGACCCUGGUGGGGCGGCUGAGGGGGCCGGGUGGCCCUGAGGACCCCCAUGCCUGGCCCCUCCUUGCCUACCUGCUGACCUGCUGCAUCUACCCCCUGGCCUCCAGCUGUGCCCACACCUUCAGCACCAUGUCCACCCAUGCCAGGCACAUCUGCUACUUCUUUGAUUACGCAGCUCUCAGCAUGUACAGCCUGGGGUCAGCCCUGGCAUACUCAGCAUACAUCUUCCCAGCUGAGUGGGUGGACAGCACCUUCCACCACUGCUACGUGCCCAUCGCCCUGCUCAACACCGUGCUCAGCACCAGCCUCUCCUGCUACUCCAGGUUUGUGGAGGUGGAGCAGCCCAGGUUCAGCAAGGCUUCCCGCACCCUGGCCUUUGUGUACCCCUACCUGUUCGACAGCAUCCCCCUCUUCUACAGGUUCUACCAGUGUGCAGCAGAGAGCUGCACAGAUGCUUCCAUCCUGCUCCACUACAAGCACACCUUCCUGGCCUUCCUCACCUGCUUCAUCUUCGCCAGCCACCUGCCAGAGAGGCUUGCCCCAGGACACUUUGAUUACAUCGGGCACAGCCACCAAGUUUUCCACGUCUGUGGGAUCAUGGGGACGCACUUCCAGAUGGAGGCCAUCAUGAUGGACAUGGCUGAGCGACAGGACCAGCUCCAGGCCCCCUUGCUGCUCCCCUCCUCCCUGCAGACCCUGGGCUCCAUGGGGGUCUGCAUGGCCAUCAGCUUGGCUGUCAUUGGGCUCUGCUCCACCUUCCUGUCCUUCAUGCCAGAAGCUCUGCAGAGAGAAAAACCUCACAGGUGUUAG
Indicator indicator is the source of this 999-nucleotide messenger RNA. RefSeq names its product progestin and adipoQ receptor family member 5 (gene PAQR5). Gene Ontology annotation, molecular function: signaling receptor activity. The record is from RefSeq and is a predicted model, not a curated record. The coding region runs from base 1 to 999 and encodes 332 amino acids. Lineage: Eukaryota; Metazoa; Chordata; Aves; Piciformes; Indicatoridae. The transcript is spliced from 7 exons. Gene Ontology annotation, cellular component: membrane.